Caenorhabditis elegans is the source of this 276-nucleotide messenger RNA. It is a transcript of the gene T22H2.4, whose product is annotated as 4Fe-4S ferredoxin-type domain-containing protein. The record is from RefSeq and is marked reviewed. The transcript has a single exon. The coding region runs from base 1 to 276 and encodes 91 amino acids. Lineage: Eukaryota; Metazoa; Nematoda; Chromadorea; Rhabditida; Rhabditidae.
AUGUGCAUAAAUUUGCAAAAAAUGUGCAAGAAAUGUGCAAAAAUGUGCAAAAUAUGUGCAAAAGUGUGCAAAAAAUGUGCAAAAAAUGUCCAAAAAAAGUGCAAAAAAUGUGGAAAAAUGUGCAAAAAAUGUGCAAAAAAAUGUCUAAAAAAAAGCAAAUUUUCAGAUCCAAGAAAUCCCAAAAUGCUUCCAACAUCGUUGCUGGUGUGUUCUACCGGAAUCCCCAUUGAAUGCUCCGCUGAGCUUCUUAGCAAGUUCAAAACAAGACGGAUUUGA